Molecule: messenger RNA, 2375 nt
Organism: Spodoptera frugiperda (fall armyworm)
Lineage: Eukaryota; Metazoa; Arthropoda; Insecta; Lepidoptera; Noctuidae
Product: high affinity copper uptake protein 1
Exons: 4
Coding region: 198-755 (185 amino acids)
Biological process (GO): copper ion transmembrane transport
Cellular component (GO): membrane
Molecular function (GO): copper ion transmembrane transporter activity
Source: RefSeq, a predicted model, not a curated record
CGGUGUGGUCGCGAGCUGCGCCCGCGCCACUCUGCCAGCGCAGCCGGACAGACGCGGACGUUCGCGCCACAUUUUGACAGCUGUCAAACUAAUCGUAUCUAGUACCCGCGAGUGUUUCUAUUGACAUUUUCUUGUAUCCCAGUUAUCUGUGACGCGAAGUUUGUUGUUUGUUUGGAGUGUAUCGAAAGUCGUGAGCAAUGAACCACAUGGAUCACAUGGACCACGACCACGGCCAGCAUCCCGGCCACGAUGGGCACGACGGCCACGACAUGCACGACGACCCCUGCGCACACGCAGGCCACGGACACGCCAUGGUGUUCCACGCAGGCGUGUGCCAGGAGAUCCUGUUCAGCGGCUGGAUGACAACCAACGCGCUGGAGCUGUUCGGCUCAGCAGUGGCCAUCUUCUUCGCCGGAGUGCUGUACGAGGGCCUCAAGUACUUCCGCGAGGCCUUGCACGCCAGGGCCUCGUCCUCCACCGGCGACUCCAGGGUCAACAUCACUAAGAGCGAGUGCGGAGCCAACGGACCCUGCGGAGGAACUGCGGUCGUCAAAUACACGAUGUUCUCGUCGGGCCACGUGGUACAGACGCUGCUGCACUUCCUGCAGUCGACCGCCUCCUACACGCUGAUGCUGGUGUUCAUGACGUACAACGUGUGGCUCUGCAUCGCGCUGGUGCUGGGCCUGGCCGUCGGCUACUUCUUCUUCGGCUGGCGGAAGAACACCGUCGUCGACGUCAACGAACACUGUCAAUGAUGCUCAACACCAUGGAAUGGCUUCAGACUCUCAGUUUACAUCCGAACAUUUUGUGGCAUGCCGACCGCACUCACAGUUAAUCGCGCGAUCAAUUUACUAUUUCUGAAACGUUGUAUAAUGCGAUUUGGUCGCAAGCGUGUCAUCGCACUUUGUAUUGGUCUGUGCUUACUUUAUAUAAGUACACAUUUCUUCUUGUUAAGUUCAAAUCAUUAGCAUUAGCACACUCUCAGAAAGAAUUACAGAGCGUCGCUUGACUCACCUAAAAACGUGCGUAGGGAAGCACUAACAAAUAAUGAGAUGUACAGAACUAUGUAGGUACUUCCGAGUUGUUUGAUUAGAAAUUCACCUUGUAUUCCUACUUGAUUUCUAAUCUUACAAAUCGGACAUCGAUAGUAGCUCAUUGCCAAUGUUAUUUUAAAGGUCAUAAACCAUGAGAAAGUGAAUUAGAUAAAUUGUUAAGCCACUACUGGAGCACAGAGCUAAACAAACCUGAAGUUAUAAAUAAAGGAUGUAUUGAUUUUACCAUUACUGUUUCAUAAGAAAGUCUACAAAAGCCAUCCCAAUGUAAGUGAUGAAUGAGUGACACCUAUUGAUAUUGUAUUAAUUAAGUCCUAUACGUAUGUACCUAGGUAACGUAGGCAGGUACUGUCUCUGUAAAGGCUGUCUAUAUAAGUAUAUAUUCCAUUUCUGUAUUUGCAAUAUUAGUAACUACAUAGUUUAGGUUGUUAGUGUAAUUAAUUUAAGAUAGGAGUAGGUAAUUUAAUUCUAAGAAUAAAAAGGUUGUUUCUAUGCCGAAAAUUUUGGAUUUAAAGUGAAAAGUACCGUAGCUAAAUUAAUUAAAAUAUUAAGUGACUCGACUGCAUGACAUGUACAUUUUCAUAGAUACGACAAUGCAUAAAAAAAGUACCGUACGUAAUUAAAGAUUUUAUUUGAAAAAAGUGACUAAUGCGACAAUAAUCUAAUCCCAACACAAAUUAAAAGAAAUACAAGUUGUCUAAAUUGAUAUUACGUUACAAUAAUGCCUUACCUAUUUCUAAAUUAUUUAUAAGUAGAUGAUUAUGUGAUAUUCAGCUAUAAUGUUAUUGUUAAUGUAUUACUUGAAGAGAUUUUAAACUACAUUCCAAACUUUAUCAUGGAAUUGAUAAAUACAUAUCUUUUUAAGUAGGUACCUAUGUAAUUUUAAGUGAACUGUGAACAUCUAUACCAUGACCUUCGAUGAUCGAAGAGUACAACAUUUUUUAUUUGGCACACCAUAGCACCAUUUACCUCUGGAGUAACAGAUGUUCUAAGACUAUAUUGCUUUCCAUCAGGGGAUCUAACCACAUGGUGUAAAAACAUGAUUGUACUAUAAGUUGAUGAGGAACAGAUUACACUCUGAAGUUGUUUUCAUUUCUUUAUGAGAGACUGAAGCGAAUCCAUCUUCACUCUAAGAGUGGCAGCUCCCCUGGUCACCGGGGCAGAAGGACUAAGUACAACAUAAUGUCCAUUCAGACUAAAACAUCGAUGUUACAAUAUUUAUAUGUGUUUCGUGACAAUAGUAGUAUACAGUAAGUUACAUUAAGCACCAAUAGCUUCUUGCCAUGCCUGGAUAUCGUAUAAUAAAACUUGUGUACAAUACAA